This is a messenger RNA of Amphibalanus amphitrite, 1681 nucleotides long. Its product is annotated as actin-1-like. The transcript has a single exon. The record is from RefSeq and is a predicted model, not a curated record. Bases 247 to 1362 code for a protein of 371 amino acids. NCBI's taxonomy places the organism in Eukaryota, Metazoa, Arthropoda, Thecostraca, Balanomorpha, Balanidae.
GACGGUCUGUGUGGCGCAGUUGAUGCAGAUGGCGCAAUCACACACUUUUGAAACGGAAUCUGCAGCAUAAUUGUUACUCUGGGUAAAUUAUCAGUUAUGGCUAUGAUAAAUUCGAAGCAUAUUAAUUUUAAACGUUGCUUUUAUAUAACUGUUAUGGUAUUCUUGUAGUCUAGACAUCGUCAUCACCAUUCUUUACGUCAAUAACAAACCGCAAAUCAACGGCAUUCACCCGAGGGCUGGCAUAAGAUGGGCGAUGGUCCACCGGCCGCAGUCCUUGAUAACGGAUCGGGCUUCUGCAAAGCCGGGAUGGCGGGGGACGACACUCCGAGCGCCGUGUUCUCAUCGAUCGUCGGUCGGCCCAAACAUAAAACCAUGAUGAUGGUCGGCGCAGGCCAGAAGGACUCGUAUGUAGGUGAACAGGCCCAGGCCAAGCGGGGUGUACUCAAACUGAAGUAUCCGAUCGAGCACGGCAUCAUCAAAGACUGGGCCGACAUGGAAAUGAUUUGGGAUCACAUGAUCAACCAGGAUCUGAAAAUCCCGCCAGAGGAGCAUCCGUUUCUACUGACUGAAGCGCCGCUGAAUCCUCUCAAAAACAAGGAAAAGAUGAUGCAGAUCUUUUUCGAGAAAUUCAACGUGCCGGCGUUUUACGUGGCCGUGCAGGCGGUGCUGUCUCUGUACGCCUCCGGUAGGACCACGGGCGUGGUGAUCGACACCGGCGACGGCGUGUCGCACACGGUGCCCAUCUACGAGGGGUUCGGCAUGCCGCACGGAAUCCUGCGCCUGAACCUGGCCGGCCGGGACAUCACCGACUACUUCUGCCGCCUGAUGACCGAGCAGGGCACCAGUCUCACCACAACGGCAGAGAAGGAAAUCGCCAGGGACAUCAAGGAGAAGCUGUGCUACAUCGCCGUCGACUUUGACGCCGAGAUGAGCAACAAGGACUCGGUCGACUACGAGAUGCCCGACGGCAACAUCGUCACAGUGGCCAACCAGCGGUUCCGCGCGCCCGAGGCGCUCUUCCAGCCCUCCCUCACCGGGAUGGAGUCGGACGGCAUCGCGCACCUCACCUACAACUCCAUCAUGAAGACGGACAUCGACGUCAGGAAAGACCUCUACGAGAACAUCGUGUUGUCCGGCGGCUCGUCCAUGUUUAACGGGCUGGACGAGCGACUGCAGAAGGACGUGCAGGCCAUGGCACCCAGCACCAUGAAGGUCAAGGUCAUGGCCGACGCGUCGCGAAAGUUUUUCGUCUGGAUCGGCGGCUCUGUGCUGGCUUCACUGUCGACGUUUCAGCAGAUGUGGGUCUCUCGAGCGGAAUAUGAUGAUGUCGGGGUCGAUAUCGUACACCGGAAGUGCUUCUGAGUAGGACAGAGUUUCAUGUCGAGACUGCUUUGUUUGAAUAUCAACGAGGACCAUGAAGAAGUUUUCAACUUCGUUCGAAACUAUCACCGGACUUCAUCUUAACUGUUCCUGAGAUGGGCGAGUGUGAGAAUAGUGUAGUAUGCUUGAUAAAAUGUGUAAAAGUUGAAAUGGUAAACGGACAGUUUACAUACAAGACAACAUCUACCAGCCUCAGUCGUAUUGCGAGAAGAUCUUUAUGAUAUUAGCCUUUCUUUCGUGGGUAUAGGGUCAUAUAAUAAAAGCCCAGAGCCCUAAGGUACAGGGUUUAUAUUUAGCGACU